This is a messenger RNA of Leptopilina boulardi, 3127 nucleotides long. RefSeq names its product gastrula zinc finger protein XlCGF7.1-like. The transcript has a single exon. Gene Ontology annotation, cellular component: nucleus. Lineage: Eukaryota; Metazoa; Arthropoda; Insecta; Hymenoptera; Figitidae. The record is from RefSeq and is a predicted model, not a curated record. Bases 433 to 1386 code for a protein of 317 amino acids.
CUUGAAAUAUGCUUUCAGAUAAUUGAAUUUUCGAAGAAUAUUAUAAAAAUUAUUGAAUUUUGAAAGAGUUAAAUUUGUAAUUUAUAAAAUUAUUUUCAAAAUUUUCAACUGUAAUUUUUCCAAAAUUCGAAAUUUUUUUCAAUAAUUUUUAUUUUGUCUUUUUUUUUAGAAUAUAAAUUGACAAAAAUUCCUUUUUUUGUGUCUUAAAGUCGAUUCAAGGCCUGAUAUUGAUAUACUAAAGAAAUAAUCGCGGAAUUUUUUUUUAUAUAUUUCUCACAAUGUGUUUAUUAUAAAUAUUUAGAAUUCCUAAAAGAAAAAAACAAUUUCAACAAAAUUUACAAAUUUGACAAAUUCAAAUUUUUAUUCUUCAUAUCGAAAACAAGUCAUUUUUUUGUUUAUAAUUACAGGUCAAAGAGGCGCGAUGCAUUGUUAAUGAUUGAAACAAAUUCAAAAAGAUCUUCACCGAAAUUUGAAUAUUAUAUGAAAAAAUGCGCUUCCAUUAUUCGUGUAACCGAUAAGAAAAAAUUGAAAAUUUCUCCACAAAAGAAAAUUAUUGAAACAAAAAAAAAUUCCAAAACACAAAAUUCUUUACGAAAAAAAUCUCCAAAUAAUUUGAAUAAUACUAAUUUUCAAAUUACAAAAAAUUCCAUCAAUUCAAAAAACGAUGAAAUAUUGAAUGAUAAUAAAUUAAAAAAUAAUGAAAUUUUCACACAAGUUUCAUUGGAAAAAUCGAUUAUCAAAAAAGAAAAAUUAUCGACAAUUAAUGAAAAAUCAUUUGAAUGUGACAAAUGUGAUAAAAAAUAUAAAUUAAAUGACAAUUUAAAAAAUCAUCAACGUACUCAUUCAAAUGAAAAAACAUACACAUGUCAUAUUUGUGGUAAACAAUUUCAAUUGAGAGGAAGUCUUUAUUAUCAUUUAAGACAUGUUCAUGGCGGUGUUAAAAAUCAUUCAUGCGAUAUUUGUGGACGUUGUUUUGCAAUGAAAACAACAUUGGAAGAUCAUCGACAUAUUCAUACGGGUGAACGUCCAUAUGUUUGUGAUACAUGUGGAAAAACAUUUAAAUCAAAAGCAUCACUUUAUAUUCAUCGUAAAAGUCAUACAAAUGAUUAUCCACAUAAAUGUUGUUAUUGUAAACGGGGAUUUAGAUGGAAACAACAAAUGAUGGAUCAUUUAACGACUCAUACGGGAGUCAAAAAUCAUGUCUGUGAUAUUUGCAGUAAGGCGUUUGGCGUGAAAAAGGAAUUGACAAGACACAUUAAAAUUCAUUCGGAGGAAAAGCCAUAUUCUUGUCUUCAGUGUGGUUUGAAUUUUGGUCAAAAACGUUAUUUAAAAAAUCAUGAGCGCACUAAACAUAAAAAUAAUGAUGAUGGGAGCAGCGUUAAAUAAGGAUGGGAGUUUAAUAAUUUUUGUUUUGCGAUGAAUGAAUGUAUUAAAUCAUUAAUUGGAAUUUUUAUUUUUGUAAAGAUUUUAUUGGAAAUAAUUAUUUUUUAGACAAAUUUUUGAGUUAAAACAUUUAAAAGAAUUUUUUUUACGAUUUUUUACAUGAGAAAAUUUUUAGAUAACGAAUUUUUGCCAAAUUUUUUAUUUUACAGUCAUUUUCUUUAAAUGGUUUUUUUUUUAUAGAAAAAUUUUAAUUUAAUCGAAUUUUCAUGUGAUUCAAAUUUUUCAAGGACAGAAUUUUCAAAUUAAGCGAAUUUUUAUUUGCACGAAUUUUUAAUUACUUUCAAAAAUCUGAAUUCAUUUUUCAUUUUCAAUUCGAUAAAAGCCGAAAAAUGCAAUUAUUUUUCAAACUUUUAAUUACAAUUUAUCGAAAAUUUAUUUCUUAAAAAAUGUUAAAUAUUAAGCAAAUAUAUGAUAAAAAUUCCAAUUCACCGAUUUUCAAAUUUGUCCGAAUUUUUAAUUUGAUAGAAUUUUUAAGACGCUGAAUUUUUUUUUCUUAUUCGGACAUUUGCGCAAUUUUGAAAAAAUGAAAAUUCAGUGUCUUAAAAAUUCGUACAAAAAAAAAAAAAUUGCAUAAAAUUUUUAAAAUUCAGUUUAUUUGAAUUUCUCUCAUUUGAAAAAAUUCGAAUCACAUGAAAAUUCGAUUUUAAAUUCUGUUAAAUUCUGGCAAAAAUUCGGUAGCUAAAAAUUUUGUUAAUAUUAAAAAUUCGUAUAAAAAAGAAAUGCUAUCAAAUGGUAAUUUUGAAAAAUGAAAAUUCGUUUAACUAAUUUAAAUAAAAUUCUUUAAAAUGAAAAUUCUAAUUAAUAUAUUUUUAUGAGAUAAUCAUGCUCACCAUUUUUUAUUAUUUUUUGUAUUUUAUGUAAGUCGGCAUUAAAAAAGGUUCUUUUUGAAUUUUUUUUUUCUUUUUUUGCGUUUUUCGAACUAUGAAACGUGUUCAAUGAAUUCUUUUUCUAACAGCUUUGCAAUUUAUUCGUUAUAUAAUUAUUUAAAAUAUGUAUUUUUAAGGAAGAUUUACAAUUGAGAAUUUAGCUAGUUAUUUGAAAAUAUGAAUAAAAAUUUUUAUUGUAACUUACACGAUAGUUAUCAAAAUCUCAAUUGUAGAACUUCUCAUAAAAAAAAAAAUUAUUUUUCCUCAGAUAACACAACAUUUCACAGAAAGUUUGUAAAUUUUUUUUCUUUCGAAAUUCUACAACAUUCGAAAUCUAUUUAUUUUUUAGAUUGUAAAAAAAUUAUUAAAAAAAAAAUUUCAAAAUGGUAUUUUCAUAAAAUGAAAAAUUAUUAAUUAUUAAUUAAAUUAUUAUUUUACUAAACAGAUUAUAAUUAUUCUUUCAUUCAUUAUAUUUAUAUAUAAAUUAAAUUUGACGCAACACUAAAUUUGAUAAUUUUUGAACUUUUAAUAUAAUGAUUGCAAAAAUAGAAAUGGAAUUAAAUUGAAAAUAACGAAUUUAAUUUCGAAAAAUUUCCAAAGUAUUACCAGCAGCAGCGUUAUGAAGAGACAAACUUUUUAUAAUCAUCAAUUUUUAACUAAUUAAUUCCUUUCCACAUGAAAAAUGGACAUCAUAAUAUAUAUUUAUAAUAAUUCCUCGUGUCAUCGACACUUUCACUAUUAUUCUGUUCUAGACGGUUUUUAUUUUUACCAAAUUACUUUUCAUUUUUUUUUUUUUUUAGGUAAAUUUACCUCUUUUU